Carassius auratus (goldfish) is the source of this 1383-nucleotide messenger RNA. Its product is annotated as zona pellucida sperm-binding protein 4-like. Lineage: Eukaryota; Metazoa; Chordata; Actinopteri; Cypriniformes; Cyprinidae. Bases 29 to 1261 code for a protein of 410 amino acids. The transcript is spliced from 5 exons. Gene Ontology annotation, molecular function: structural constituent of egg coat; acrosin binding. Gene Ontology annotation, biological process: prevention of polyspermy; binding of sperm to zona pellucida. Gene Ontology annotation, cellular component: egg coat. The record is from RefSeq and is a predicted model, not a curated record.
UCUCCACAUUGUGUUUAGCUGUUAAACAAUGGCUGGAAGUUGGUGUUUGGUUCAGAUUUUGCUGGUUUGUGCUUUCUGCCAUGCUGUUCCACAAUGGAGUAAAUCGCUUCAGGAUGUUCAAUCUCUGAUGACCCAGCAGUUUCCGCUUCAGAAACCAGUUCAACAACCAACUUACCAGCAGUUUCCGGUUCAGAAGCCAGUUCAACAACCAAGUAACCAGCAGGUUCCUCAGCAGUUUCUGCCUCAGAAGCCAGUUCAACAACCAACUUACCAGCAGUUUCCGCUUCAAAAGCCAGUUCAACAACUACCUAAACCACAGUUUCCGCUUCAGAAGCCGGUUCAACAACCAAGUAACCAGCAGUUUCCGCUUCAGAAGCCGGUUCAACAACCUAAACCGCAGUUUCAGCUUCACAGGCCAGUAGUGCAGACAGAUCCUAUUGAUAAAUGUGCUGUAGCUGAUUCUGAGCAGAUUCAAUGUGGUCUACCUGGCAUGAGUGGUGCUGAGUGUGAAGCUAUCAACUGCUGCUUUAACGCACAGCAGUGUUACUAUGGGAGGACGGUAACUGUCCAGUGUAUUAGAGAUGGUCAGUUUGUGGUAGUGGUGUCUAGAGAUGUUACUCUGCCUCGACUGAGUCUGGAUUCGGUUAAUCUACUGGGUGGAAACGACCCACCUUGUGCUCCUGUGGGGUCCACACCUUCUUUUGCCAUAUACCAGUUCCCUGUGACCGCAUGUGGCACGAGUGUGAUGGAGGAUGGUGGAUAUGUGGUGUAUGAAAACCGAAUGACCUCGUCCUAUGAAGUGGGGGUUGGACCAUAUGGUUCAAUCACAAGGGACAGUCAUUUUGAGUUCCUCUUCCAGUGUAGAUACUCUGAAACUUCUGUGGAAGCUCUGGUUGUGGAGGUCAACUCCGUUCCUCCACCUCUACCAGUAGCUGCUCCAGGGCCUCUCAGGGUGGAGCUCAGACUGGCCAAUGGCCAAUGUGUCACCAAAGGAUGUGCUGAAGGUGAUGAGGCCUACACAUCCUACUACAGUAGUGCUGAUUAUCCAAUCACAAAAGUCCUGCGAGAGCCUGUGUAUGUUGAGGUGCACCUUAUGGAGAGGACUGACCCCAACAUUGUCCUGAUGCUGGGACAUUGUUGGACCACUUCAACCCCCAGUCCACUCAGUCUCCCACAGUGGGACCUUCUGAUCAAUGGGUGUGUACAGCUGAUCCUUAUCCUGUUAGUCUGCUGGGAGGUCCUUUCUAACCUUCUCUUUUGACUUCAGAUGCCCUUACCUGAAUUGUCUGAAAUACUGAAUUGUCAGGUUUAAUUGUCAGGUACAUAGUAUUUAGCAGGAGCAUUCAAAAAUGUUUAUGAACAAAUAUAAUAAUAAAACGCUAU